This is a messenger RNA of Neltuma alba, 1680 nucleotides long. RefSeq lists its product as uncharacterized. The record is from RefSeq and is a predicted model, not a curated record. The transcript is spliced from 4 exons. NCBI's taxonomy places the organism in Eukaryota, Viridiplantae, Streptophyta, Magnoliopsida, Fabales, Fabaceae. The coding region runs from base 75 to 1379 and encodes 434 amino acids.
GCAUUGGAGCUUGAACUUCUUGGUCUAUAAAUAUUUAGAGUAGUGUGUCCAGCAGUACAGAAGAAUAGUUCAUAAUGGAAACCAUUUCUGAGAGAUCCUCUCGAGCCCAAGCUAGAAAUGGAUGGCUGCAUGACCACUUCCUUUUCACUCCUAGUGCCUUCUUCACCUGGAGCUUGGCUGUGAGCUACAACAUGGUGGAGUAUGCAUGUCUCUCGAUCAUUAUCACCUUCUACACGAAAGAAGCUAUGAAAACUCAUCUAGCGGAAGCAGCCAUAAUCGUUUGUGUGCAGGAUGGUCUCGCUUCUUUCGCAGCUGUAGUUCUCGCUCGCCUCACCUGUGAAAGAUCUGGUCGUCGUUUUUAUGCGAUUGUCUUCACAACAGGUUCAUAUAUUGCAGGAGUGAUAAUGUUAUGGUCUUAUGCCAGACAGCAACCCCAACAUCAAGAGAGGAACUUGCCUCUUUUCUUAGCGGUAUCUUGUCUUUUUGCAUUCGGAAAGGCAGGAUAUGAUCCAGCUUUGAAGUCAUUUCUGGAGCGUAAUUUAUGUGGAAGCUCCACUGAAAGAACGAGCCCGACAAAAAGAUCAGAAAUUUACAAGAACAUAUGGGUUCAUGGUGCUUGGAUUGUCGGAGCCAUCAUAGCUAUCUUUGGCUUUUUGGGACUUAAGUGGCCAAAAGUUUUGGAAUUCUCACUCAUAGUCAUGAUCGCAUCUGGUCUCUUUUUCCUUUUCGGCUCCAACAUUACUGAGCCUGUGAGUCAUUCAUCAGUUCACGAAGACGCCACCACCGUCGUCCCAAAACGAGGGAGAAACGCGAUGAAGUGGCUUUUGAUGUUUAGCUGCAUCGCAUACAGCUUAGUCUUGGCCACUGGUAACAUUUUCUUCCAAGAACAAGGUUCUAAAAUGGAGCCUCUGACGAUAAAGGGGAAGGAGGUUCGGUUUUCUCUCAUGAUUGUAAUAAAGAGCGCUGUGAAUGAAAUCACCAUACUGAUAUUUGGUUUAUUUAAGGCUAACAAAAAGCAAGGGAUCACAUUAGUAAGAAUUGGUAGUGGAAUGGUCUGUGCUAUUAUAUGUUGUGUGAUAGCAUGGAAAGUAGAGAUUGAGAGAAAGAAAGUGGUAAGCGAUAAGGACCCCAAGACUAGUGUGGCAUGGUUGUUCCCUCACUAUGUUCUAUUAGGACUCGUGGAAGGGCUUGCCCAGAGUGGGUUAGAGGAAUUGUUUGGAAAUGAUUAUGAUGAGAAUGAGAGACUGAGGAAUCCUGGGAAGCUUUCAAAAGAGAUGGUUUCAUGCGUGGGCAAGUUCUUGGGGAUUCCUUGUAUUGUGAUUGUGAGAAGGUGGUUCAAGAACUUUGACAAAGACCAAAGCCGUUUGGAUAGAAGAUGAAGGUAGUAAUGGCAUCGCCAAGGCUCAUGUUGAGUCAACAUGACUUUAGGAUUAGUGAGUCUAUACGUAAUCUCUGUAGUAUGGUUGAGCGGUUUGGAUUGUUUUAUUAGACAUGUGUUAAAAUACAAACUGUCAUAAGUGUCAGUUUUAAGUUGUUGUCAGCUGUAUCUUUACUGUAACUAGAUUGUUAAGGUAGGUUAACACGUGUCAAGCAAGUUGCUCAAAAUUAUGCACUUUUGAUCCUCCAUAAAUACUGCAAUCUUCAUCAUGAAUAAAUGAGAUUACGGAGCUUAAUCAUUUU